AUGGAGGAGAUUACGACGGGGCGGUUGACGGCAUCUAUAGGCUGUCUCAUUGCCGCGCUAUAUCACUUUGAGGCUAGCCAACUGGAGUAUAGCCUCGUCAACGGCACCUUCGACAGCAAAGAUGACCUGAAGGAUGCAAGGACCACUGUAGGUGGACAAUCCUCCCAGUCAAAGCUUGCAGAGACUCUCCCUCCUAAUGACGAGGCCGCUGGCACUCGACGCUUCAUCGCCCCAAGGCGCGCAGCAAGCACCUCACAUGAACCAACUUCGCCUUUCUCCAUUCUGACAACGCCGUUCACUACCAUCUCACUCAUUACCUUUGUGUUCACCCAUAUUCCCGCCCUUCUUCUUUCAUCGGCUCAUCCUCUCUACGGGCUCAAUCAUCUUGCUCUCGCCGCCGCCGACAUCGGAUCAAUUGGCAGCCCAAGUAUGGAGGCUUUUAUCAAACUAUUCGCGAACAUUCCGCCCCCUUUCCUUGCUCUCGUCACAGUGCCGAGCAUCGUUUCCCUUUUGUGUUCGGCCACCUGGGUAAAAGGUGGAAGGGAGGUAUGGGAGUACGCUGAAAGGUGGAAUGUAUUAGAGAAGGAUGAGAAAACCGAAGAGGAAGACCAAGCUCUGCAUUCGGAGUGA
Messenger RNA from Stereum hirsutum FP-91666 SS1, 630 nucleotides. RefSeq lists its product as uncharacterized. The transcript has 3 exons. Bases 1 to 630 code for a protein of 209 amino acids. Lineage: Eukaryota; Fungi; Basidiomycota; Agaricomycetes; Russulales; Stereaceae. The record is from RefSeq and is a predicted model, not a curated record.